This is a messenger RNA of Eupeodes corollae, 3597 nucleotides long. RefSeq lists its product as uncharacterized. The record is from RefSeq and is a predicted model, not a curated record. The transcript is spliced from 10 exons. NCBI's taxonomy places the organism in Eukaryota, Metazoa, Arthropoda, Insecta, Diptera, Syrphidae. Gene Ontology annotation, biological process: positive regulation of actin filament bundle assembly. Gene Ontology annotation, molecular function: actin binding. Bases 623 to 3460 code for a protein of 945 amino acids. Gene Ontology annotation, cellular component: actin cytoskeleton; nucleus; Z disc.
UUUAAAUUUGUAUGGUGUGUUAAAUGUGGAAAAGUUGUUUUAUUUAAGUUGAAUUCAAAAUAUAUUUUCUGAGGAAUACAAUAAAAUUGAGGAACAGAGCAGAGUAAAAUAUAAUUAAAAUGAUUUUCUUGAGGCAAACAACAAAAAAAUCAUGCACAUUUCCGUUUGCCUACGCACAUAAUUUGUAGUCAAAAUUUGUGUGCGAAUCUGACAACAUUAGUCUAAUGCUGGCCGUUUAACGAAUAUAUUAUCAUUUUUUCGGUCUUCGAAAAAUUUUAAGCUUUAUAAUAAAUUUAUCGAAAAAUAGUUUUGAUUUCCAAUAUUGAUGUGGCAAUAUAAUUAAGUUUUAAUUUGAUACAUUUUAAAUAAGCGCAUUUAUUAUAUCUCAGUGCAAAGUAUAAUUUUGGAAAAAACAAAAAAAUUGAUUUAAUAUUUCCAUAUUUUCAAGGAAAAAAUAUCUAUACCUACGUAAAUUAUUUAGAUUUGGUCGUGUGCCAAAGUGAAACAAAAAAACCGAUAUAUAAUUAGCUCAAAAACGUCGCACAUAUAUACACUUUUAAAAUUUGAAAUUGUUUACCAUCGAUUAUAAUACAUUUAUUGCAACAACAAACAUUUUGGCACUAUGGAAAUAGCAAAGAAUGAAACUGAAGGAUCAAAAAGUUCUUCCGCUGUGGAUGAAAUCUCUAAACAGGACGGAGGUACCCCAACGACAAUUGAAGUGUCGAAAAGUGAAGUUACAACUCAAGGAGAAAAACUUGAUGAAGGAGAUUGUGUUAAGGAUAAUGAUGUGACUGACACAACAAAAGCUCCUGAAUCAGUAGAAAACUCAAUACAGCAAGACGAUAGCAAUGAAAAGAAUAAAGUGCUAGAAAAUGUCGAAAGCGAUGAGAGCGAGGAAGAAGUUGAAACUUCAGAAGAAAUUCCUAUUAAGAAGCCUGAAGCAGCUCCGUCCAUAAAAAAAUGUGAUGACAAAAUUAAUGAUAUAAUUACUGAAGAAUCCGCUAAAUCAGAUUCAGAAGUUAUUAAACAAAACGAAAUUAGUGCAGAAAAGGAAGUAAAUGAACCUUUAACAACGAAGAUUGUAACACAAAUUGAUAUAGAUACAAUAUCUGAAGGUACUGAAUCAAUUAAACUAUCGGAGGAUACCACAUCAAAAACUCCAUCGGUCCCCACUUCGGAGUCAUUGGCCAAAAAAGAAAUUAUUAUUUCAGAUGAACAGCAAAGUAACCAACAUACGCAAGAACAGGUUACGUCCCAGCAGCUUGCUAAUAGUGUUACGAAUAACGAAAGUACACUCAACAAUAACCAGCAUAAUAUGAGCAAUACUUUAAAGGAAAUAAUAUCCGAUAUUGAUCGUGUAAUUGAGCAGGAAGACGUACUGCAAGAACAAAAACGACAACAACAGCAGCAACAGGAAGAGCAACAGGCAAAAGAGCUUCAGCGUCUUAUUGAUGAAAAGCAAAGCCUGAUAGAUCAAAUUAAACUCCAACAGCAGGCAAAUCAACCAAAACUUGCACCCACGGCUCAAAACGUUCCAAACUAUCAAGCACCGCCGCUGCUGCAAGAACAACUGCCAACAAUCAAAACGAAAACUUUAACUAACGAAAAAUCAGAGAGCUACAGUUUCGAGGAUGAAACAAAAAAUGAGAUUCAGCAUCCGAUUCACAUGACUCUAAAAGAGCAGAGAUCAAUGUCGUUGCCGUCAUGGAAAAACAAUAGCACCAUAAUAACAAAGGAGUCAUCCUCAACGUUGACAAAUAGAACAGAUGUGACGAAAAUAUUCAAUCCAGUUUCGGAAUUUGAAGACAUUUCACCAAAGAAUCGAAAACUAUAUGCGUCGUCUGCGUUUUACUCCUCCAAUCUUCAUCCUACUGUUGAGGAUCAGGUUUCACUUGCUCGAAGGAUAUCGUAUUCACUGUGUGACAUUAGCAACCAUCAAUCGAAGGGUCAAUCGAUGUUUGUAAAUCGAAAGAAGCGAUCUGUUAAAUGGGUUCAUGAAGGAAAAGGUCAACCAGAAUUUCAAAAGUAUUAUGAAGAAAGCAGGGAGAGAGAAUGCGAUUCAAGGAACUUGUUAAAUGAGAAAGUUCCCCUAAAACUGUUUAUGAAUCCACACGGCAAAGUUCAAGACAUAAACUCAGUACGUGAACUAAUAAGCGAGACGGUAUCGCUGUCUCCAAAUAGAUGUGCUGAAUUAGUAAAUGAACUUAACGCCCCGAAAGGACGAGGUGCUGAACUUUUUGCUAAACGUCGCAGGAAGGCCGAGAAAUGGAUUGUUGAUGAAAACAAUGCAUCUAUUGAACCUCAAGACCAUCAACAACCCCACAAGCUUACAUCACCUGCAAUUUUGAAUCCGCCCUGCUCUGAUGUUCGUAUUCAUCGCGUUCAGCAGCAGCAGGAACCAAGUUUAAAAAUUAUUAAAUCGCCAUGGGAGGCUGCUCAGGAAACUGGUCCAGCUAGUUACGCCUUUGAAGACGGAUAUAAACAAAAUGGACAAAAUCAUCACUAUGAACAGGGUGAAUAUCACAGAGUAUCAGAAGUCCCAUCCAGAACAAUACCGCUGCAAGACCAAACUUCACAGUUUAACCAUUGUCAACCAAAAUCUCCAUUGGCAUUUAACAGCCAACGUGAUCUAGCAUACAAACCGAACAUAGCACAAGGUUGGAAAGCACCUGCUGUUACUUUGCCUAAAGAACUUUAUGUUCCCAAGGAAAUACCUCUUAAAAGCUAUGCACCUCCACCUGUACCAUCUUUUUAUAAAACAAGUGGUGUCCCUUCCGCAUAUCAACCCCAAUGUGGAUUACCAAAUCCAAAUGAGAACAAGCUAUGUCCCGACUUUCCAAUGAUUAAACCUGGAGCAUAUAAUCCUGGAACACAAAAUUCGUCGCAAUCAACAUAUUCAUUUUCAAAAGAGCUUCAUCAAAAACAGCAACCAUGGAAUGAAUCUGUUUAUAAACAACAAUCGUCUACAACUCACUCAACCCCUGUGAAUUUUAACCCAUCACCAUUGCCAUUCAAUAAAUUGGCCAAAUUCGAACAACAAGAUUCAUCACCAAAGCAAACCUAUCAAGCUACGCAUCAAAGAUGUUUUGAGACUUCGUCUACUUCAAACAAGUUAGAAAACAUUUCACCUAUCAAAUUUUCGAGAAGUUCAAUUCAAACUCCUCAUAAAUCUGUUUAUCAAAUGGGAGGGUCUUCUUUUAAUCAGCCGAAGAGGUCAAGCUACCCAACACCAAUGUCACCCCGGCCUACAUCCCAACAAUUCCCCACUCAAGACUAUAAACAUUACGAUCUGAGAAACCACGGAGCACAAAGCUUGCCUCAUUCAACUAUUCCUUUCAUGGACUGUCAAAAUUUUAAUGUUUCUGCUCGUGGUUGGGGUGGUGCAAGGCAAAACGAGCCCUACCGCCCAAUUGUAGUCGGACCAAAGGUAGUCGGGAAUCUUGGUUAUUCAGAUUUUUAAACAAACUUGAUAAUGAAGCCAGGGUUAUACCUUCAGAUAAAUUUUGAUGGAUCUUGUUGUUUUUAAUUAAAAAAAUUGUAAAUAUAUUUAUUCAAGCGUAAAUAAAUCUUAACACCCUACUCACAAAUUUAUUACAA